AUGGCGCCCAAUUGCAUUUCGCUCCUAGGAAUACUGUUGUUGACAUGGACGCAUGUCGGAAAGGUUUGUGCGGGAUCGAUAUCCACUUGGUGGUAUAAUGAUGCGCUUUCACCGCAAGUCAUCUCGUAUGAUGAAUCUAGCGGGAAGAUCUUCUACAGCCUAUGCAAUAGUAAUAGCACUCCCAUUUUCCCAGCGAACGAGACGGCCGCUUUCGACCUCGACCCGAAUUUCCCACCCAUCAAUGGCACUAGCGUGGCUGGCACGGGUUACAUGUUAAAAGGUGUCUAUAUUGCAGCCGUCCAUUACCAAGAGAAGGAAGGCGGUAUAGUCCACUCGCUAUGGACGUGCGACUCGACAGGCCACUACGUCAAGGGCGACGGCCAGGGAUCCUGGAACGUAUCCGCGGGCAUUGGUGCUCCAAUUGUCCACCCUCAAACUGGGCUUGCAGUCAUCAACCUUGGUGGCGAUGAAGAAAUAGGAGGGUUUCGGGUGUACUUCAAGGACACACAUGCACGAACAGCGGGUUUGAGGUACACUGUCUCCGGCGGAUGGGCGUACGACGGUUUUAUAUCGCAAGACCAAGGUCUAUCGCUUGCUGUCACAGCAGAUUUCAGGACUUCAAAGCGUCCAACUGUUAUGUCACCAUCAAUACAUACUGGUGAUACCCAGACCAUCGAGGCUAUGAUACGCACGUAUUCGGAUGCAUGGGAGAUCAACACCUUUCCGUGGCUAAUUAAUGCCUACCUUGUGUCGAACCAGUCGAAAGUUAUGAGACAGCAUAUCACCAACGAUACAGAUGACAAAUGGAAACUUUAUUAUAUUGAUGAGGCGCCAAGCUGGAGCCUAGAUGCGUUUGAUGGUGAUCAAACCAGCCUCGCACUGCUAAUGAACUCAGACACAGAUCAAAACGUUUACUACAUUGGUACUGAUGGCGGACUACAUGAGCUCACUGGGUAUAAUACAACAUGGAACAAGACGCUCAGAGAACCAGACGCGAAUUGGCCGCUGGCUGACGAGCCAAAUGCGCCCCUGGCUUUGGCGCACGAUAACGCGCACAACCGGACGUGGAUAUACUAUAUGAGCAACGGAACCAUGACUCAAGUGUGGCGGUCCAAUGACAACACCUGGGAGAAGGCAAUCGCACUAGCAAAGUUCAACUCAACCUCGGAAGAAGCAGAAGGUCCAUCUUCUGCUUCCAGCUCGGGAUUAUCAAACGAAGCAAAAUUCGGGAUUGGUGUUGGAGUUGGACUUGGUGUGCCUCUCUUGAUCGCUGCCAUCGCAGCUUCCAUGCAUUCCCAUGUUAAGCGGUCGAGAGCAGAACGCAAUGCAGAACGCGCUGCUGUAGAAGCAGCGCACGCAGACGCGACUAAUCCACACGGCGCUGCUAUGCCGCUGCAUUCAUCGGUAAUGGCUUCCACAACGGGCGGCAAUCCACAAUCACCUGCAAUGGCUUCCACCAUGCGAGGCUCCCCCACUCCCAACCAUAGCUCUGCAUACUGGGAACGGGGAUACUGGGCCAAUGGCCAAUGGGUGGCUGCUCAGCCUGGAGUCCAGUCGCAUGCUAGUCAAGUUUGGGCCAAGCCAGAAGGCGACUGGAGACAGAGUCACGGUUAUUACGAAAAUGCUCCAGUGGCAUUUUCGCCAGACCCGUAUGUUCAGCCCAUGUUUGAAAUGCCAAUUGAAGAGCGCACUCAUGAGAUGUCUGGCGAUGGACAAGUGACGGAAAUGGCCGCUGCGACCCCUCUAGCGCAGGAUAGGAGCGAAGAUGAAGCGCACAAGUAG
Truncatella angustata is the source of this 1782-nucleotide messenger RNA. RefSeq lists its product as uncharacterized. Lineage: Eukaryota; Fungi; Ascomycota; Sordariomycetes; Amphisphaeriales; Sporocadaceae. Bases 1 to 1782 code for a protein of 593 amino acids. The transcript has 3 exons. The record is from RefSeq and is a predicted model, not a curated record.